GUCAAAAUCGUUGGAUUUUUUGAGGUUAUCUCACAUGUUUUUAGUAAAUAAAAAUACUUCCUCAUGUUUUAAGUGAAAUAUUGCAAUAAUUAUGGAAUUAUUUAAUCUAAAGAGGUAUGCUCCGGAGCAGAAAGCUGCAGAUCCUCAAAAGGAGACCAGACUCUUGGAGAAACUCCAAGGAAUAAUUGCAGAGAAGAAGAAAAUCCUUGAGGAGAAGGCAAAAGAGAAGAAUGAGAGAUCAGAUAAAGUGGUUGAAAAAAUUGAGGAGCCUGAAGAGGAAGAAGAACAAGAGGUAGAGGAGGAAAUUCCUCAAGAACCAGUCGAUCCAGAUACUUUCAGAAUUCUCGGGGAUGAACAGUUUGUCAAGAAGGAAAAAGUUAAGAGAACUUUGCCUUCGUGGCUUGCCCAUCCGAUUGUAAUUUCCAAUGAUUUAUCAGAUAAAAGUGAAUUGGUGGAAAAGAUGAAGUUUUUGAGUUCAGAAAUGAAGGAGAAUCUUAAGAAAAUGGGAAUGGAGACACUCUUUCCGGUGCAGAAACAGGUGAUCCCUUGGAUUCUCGAUGCUCACAGCAAUCCUCCACCCUUUAGACCCAGAGAUCUCUGUGUUUCUGCUCCGACAGGAAGUGGGAAGACCAUUGCAUUUGCCCUUCCUAUUGUCCAGCUGCUAAGGAAGAGAGUUACCCAGAAGAUUCGAGCCCUGGUGGUGCUUCCAGUUCGAGAACUAGCUGCUCAAGUCUUCACAGUGUUUAAAAAUCUGUCCAAGGGCACAAAUCUCGAUUGUCUACUCUUCUCCCCAAAUAGAUCCCUUGCUGAGGAACAGAAGCUCCUGGUGAAGGAAAUCAAUGGAAAGAUUCAUCCCAGAGUUGAUAUAAUUGUGGCAACUGCCGGUCGACUUGUUGAGCAUCUCUGCGAAACUCCAGGAUUUUGCCUAAAAGAUCUGAAAUUCCUGGUGAUUGACGAAGCUGAUAGAAUUAUGGAACAGAUUCAGAAUGACUGGCUGUAUCACUUGGAAAAUCAUCUUCAGAAAGACUUCCAUGGAGGAAAGAUUCCAUUUUCUCUCAUGACACUCUCAGAAGAAUUGUCCAGGCAACCCCAUAAGCUUCUCUUCUCAGCCACAUUGUCUUCAGAUCCUGAAAAGCUCGAGAACAUGAAGCUCUUCCAACCCAAAUUAUUUACCAGCGUUGUUACGGAAUUUAAAUAUUCUGACCAAGAUCAGGAAAGUGCCAAACAGCUAGUCGGAAAAUAUACAACGCCUUCAGAACUUAGAGAAAAAAUAUGCCAGACGGAGCUUCAAAAGAAACCUCUGACGCUCUUCAAGCUCAUCAAGGAGAAUUCCUGGAGGAGAUUCAUCUGCUUCACUAACAACAACGUUGCAGCCAGUCGAUUGGCAUUCGUCCUGAAGAAGAUGGUGGGGGACGAGCUGGUGAUUGAGGAGUUGUCAGCGAGCCUUCAUAAAAUGGCUCGACAGUCGAUACUUAAAAAGUUUUCAUCAGGAAAAAUUCACGGAUUGGUGAGUUCUGACACUCUGGGCAGAGGAAUUGACGUACCCAAAAUCGAUGCUGUGGUGUGCUAUGACUGUCCCCGGCACGUAAGGACCUACAUCCAUCGAAUUGGGAGAACGGCUCGAGCUGGAUAUCUAGGAACAGCGGUCACACUGAUAACAGAAGAUGAUCGAGUAGGGUUCCAGAGAAUUCUCACUACUGCUGGGAAGCCUGCACUGGAAGAGAUAAAAGUAUCACCGGAAACUGCAGAGGAAACCACAGAGAAGUAUUCAACCGCACUAAUGGAGUUGCAGAAGCAUCUCAAAAAGGACAAGAAGAGAAAACCUCGUAAGACAGUUAAAGAUAAGAACACCGAAAAGAAACCAUUCAAAAAGAUGCUUUCAGAGCUUUCAAAGGAUAAAAAAGUCGAUCCUGAAAAGUCAAAACAAAAGAGGAAGAAGAAAGGACUCGACGGUGAAGAAACCAGCUCGAAAAAAGUUAAAUUGAAUUAAUUUUCAGGAAUUUUGUGAAUAAAAUGACAUUUUGAUUUUUGCAAA
This is a messenger RNA of Phlebotomus papatasi, 2035 nucleotides long. It is a transcript of the gene Dbp73D, whose product is annotated as probable ATP-dependent RNA helicase Dbp73D. Gene Ontology annotation, cellular component: nucleus. The record is from RefSeq and is a predicted model, not a curated record. Bases 92 to 1990 code for a protein of 632 amino acids. Gene Ontology annotation, molecular function: nucleic acid binding; ATP binding. NCBI's taxonomy places the organism in Eukaryota, Metazoa, Arthropoda, Insecta, Diptera, Psychodidae. The transcript has 2 exons.